Messenger RNA from Symbiodinium natans, 1320 nucleotides. Lineage: Eukaryota; Dinophyceae; Suessiales; Symbiodiniaceae. The record is from the annotation of a GenBank genome assembly.
AUGUGCCGGGGCAACACGAUGGAGUCUAUGGCAGAGUCUAUGGCGCCUCGUUGCGUGGUCCUUGUCGACCCCUACUCCACUGGAGCUAUGUUGGCUCCUGAGCUUGAUCUGCGAGGCUACGCAGUGAUUGCCCUCUGGACCAAGGAGUGUGGCGAGAACCGCGGCCACUUGCCUAAGGCGGCCAAGGGCUUUCCAGAGAAGUUCCUGGCAGAGGUGGACGAGCAAGACACCUUGGCCCUCACCGCCGACGCGCUGCGCAAGGCGGCGAACUGCAGCGAACCGCUGGCGUUGAUCUGCGGCGGUGAGACGGGCGUGAAGGUGGCAGAUGCUUUGUCGGAGCACAUGGGGCUCCGGGGCAACACCACGAAAGGUGGCAUGGCGAACCGCCGCGACAAGCAGGUGCAGCAGGAUGCGGUGAAGGCCUUCGGCUUGCGCUCCGUGCGCUCUGUGUGUGGCAGGGCCUGGGAGGAGGUGAAGGACUUUGCGGAGACGGAGGUGCUGCCGAUGAUUGUGAAGCCUGUGGAGUCUGCAGGCUCUGAUGGGGUGAAGCUUUGCCACAGCCUAGCAGAGGUGGAGGAGCACUUCCAGCUGCUCAUGACCUCUCAGCGCAAGUGCGGUGCCCAGGGGGCAGCUGUCUUGCUGCAGGAGUACCUCAAGGGCACGGAGUACAUCGUGGAUCACGUGUCCCGUGAUGGUGUGCACAAAACCACCAUGGUCUGGGUCUACGACCGCCGCCCUGCCAAUGGCGCUGGCUUCGUCUGCUUCGGGCAGCAGUGCGUGUUGCCUGACAGCCCUGUGGCCCAGGAACUCAUUGCCUACACCCGGGGCUGCUUGGACGCGCUGCGCAUCACCGAUGGUGCCACUCACACGGAGGUGAUGAUGACUGAGACCGGGCCCUGCUUGGUGGAAGUCAACAGCCGCUGCCACGGGGCCGCGGGUUCCUGGAUGCCCUUGGCACGAGCCAUGACUGGCUACACGCAGGUCGAUGCGUGCGUGGAUGCCUUUCUGAGUGCUGAGGCCUUUGAGCGCCUUCCUGACGUGCCACCUCCGUUUCUGGCAUCUGGGCAGGUGUCCAUGCUGGUCUCAUACCAUGAGGGCCAGGUAGAAGCCACGCAGUUUCAGAAGGUUCGAGAGCUCCAGUCCGUGGUGUUCCUGGAGGAGAAUCUUCAUGCAGGCCAUCGCGUGGAGAAGACCAUCGAUGUCUUUAGCCUUGUAGGGAUGUGUGUCCUGGUGCACUCCGAUCCGGUUGUCUUGGCCAGUGAUCUGGAUUGCAUCCGCCAGAUGGAGCACGAAGGCUCCCUUUUCGUCUUGGCCAACUGA